CAAUUUGUAUCUAGCGCCACUGCAGCUGUCGAGUCAGCCAUUGGUGCCUAUUGGGUCGGAAAAUGGCAGGCUAUGUGUUUCCCUCAACGCGGUUGCGGCAAAGUUCCCAUUUCCCCACGCUUGUCAUUCCUCAUUACUAGAUUGGGAGACGCUGCUCGGUGUAACCUAGUCCGCAGGAUAUGCGCUCGGCCCGUCUUCCCCCCCUACCCGAUUUCUUUCAGGAUAACAAGUCAGAAUAGCACGAUAGCAUAAAAGCCAGGAGAUGGUGUUAGCCUUUCCCACCACCGGCGUUUCUUCUGUUUUGUUUCUGUAUUCUUGUCCUGUCAUCUUCUUUGUUUACAGGAUUACUUCUCUUCUGUGCAUGUUAUUCAUGCGGAAAUAAUAUCGGCAAACACCAGUCCAGCAUGAGUAACCCCGUCGAACCCAAAAUGGCGGAAUCCAAAGCGCAGGACGACGCUCCACAGGUCGAGAAGGAGGUUCAGGUAGAGAAUGCUGACGAUAAUAACGUUGACGAGAAGGCGGAUCAUACACUCGACGAGAAGGCGGAUUAUAAACUUGAUGAGAAGGCGAAGAUCGCCGAUUAUAAGGCGGAUGCCAUCGAAGCAGAGAACGCGGAGCAUAAUAUGACGGUGCUCGAGGCCGUUCGAGCAUAUCCCAUGGCUUCCUUUUGGGCGUUCAUUAUGUCCUUCACAAUUAUCAUGGAGUCGUACGAUGUCUUUCUCUGCAACAAUUUCCUCGCCCUAGGUGCCUUUAGGGCAAAGUAUGGUGACCCUGUCGAUGACAACCCAUUGAACAACGUCGUUGCCACCAAAUGGCAGUCGGCACUUUCUGUGUCUGGGCAGCUCGGUGCGCUUGUUGGCGUCUGCCUCGCUGGCUCUCUCACCAGUUGGUUGGGAUACCGCUAUGCAACAUUGACUGGCCUGAUGCUCUUGAACGUCUUCAUCUUCGCCUUUUACUAUGCAGAAUCAAUGCCUGUAAUUUUCGCGGCCCAAAUUCUCGAGGGCAUUCCUUGGGGCAUCUUUAUUGCCAAUGCGCCGGCGUACUGUAGCGAGAUCGUGCCUAUCCAGCUGCGAGCCCCUUGCACCCAAAUGUUGCAGAUGUUCUGGGCUAUUGGCAGUAUUAUUGUUGGUGCUGUAACCUACAGUUACCAGGGUCUUGACAGCCCUUUGUCCUAUAAGGUCCCGAUUGCCCUUCAAUGGAUGUUUCCCACUCCGCUUGCCAUCCUAAUCUUCUUCGCUCCUGAGUCGCCCUGGUGGCUCGUUCGAAAGGGGCGACUGCAAGAAGCAGAGCAUGCCGUUGGUCGCCUUGGGCGGAGGUCCAGGCUUAACACUGGUGAGACCGUCGCCAUGAUGCGUCGUGUUGUCGAGCUUGAGGCCACCUCUAAGCCGCCUAGCUACGUUGAAUUAUUCAAGGGCACGGAUCUCUAUCGCACUCUUAUUGUGUGUGGCGUGUACGCGGCCCAGAACCUCACGGGUAACCUCAUCGCCAACCAGGCAGUUUACUUUUUUGAGCAGGCCGGCAUGAGCAAUAAAACUGCCUUUGCUCUAGGUCUUAUCACCUCGGCAUUGCAGAUGAUCUUUGUUAUGCUCUCUUGGAUUCUCACUACGUACUUUGGCCGGCGUACCAUCUAUCUCUGGGGAUCAGCUAUCAAUGUCAUCUUUCUCAUCGCUCUCGGUGUCGCAGGAUCUGUCGGAAAAAGUAAUGCGAGCUCUCUAGCCCAGGCCUCCUUGGGCCUCAUCAUCUCUGUGCUCUUUACCUUGGGACCUGCCCCGGCCUCCUGGGUCAUUAUUGGUGAAACAUCGGCCAUUCGCCUUAGGCCACUGACUACUGGAGUGGGCCGCGCUUCGUACUACAUCAUAGAAUUUCCUUGCAUCUUCUUGGCAAGCUGGAUGCUCAACCCUGAGGGUGGAAACCUCGCUGGCAGAUGUGGCUACGUCUGGGCUUCUACAGGUUUAGUCUGCUACAUACUGGCAUAUUUCUUCUUGCCUGAGAUGAAGCAUCGGUCCUACCGCGAAAUUGAUAUCCUGUUCAAGCGUAAAGUUCCGGCUCGACAGUGGACAAAGACCACCAUCGAUGUCGAUGACGAUGAGUAAAUGGAGGUGUAAUGCAUUUAGUUAAGAAGGUCCACGAUAUUAUUUGAGACAGGACUUAAUGUCGGCGAGUAAGGAAUAAAGCAUACAGCGCAGUUACAUUUACCCCAUAUUAUCAGCUAAUGCAAACACCUUAGAAUUCGGUUCCAACUUCAACUAGCUAAUGGGUGAUAAUUUGCAGCUGCUGAGAAGCUGUGUAGUAUAUAGGGUUUGCACCAAAACAUGAGAAAAUAUUAAAAGUUGCAAACAGG
This is a messenger RNA of Trichoderma asperellum CBS 433.97, 2341 nucleotides long. RefSeq lists its product as uncharacterized. The record is from RefSeq and is a predicted model, not a curated record. Gene Ontology annotation, cellular component: membrane. Gene Ontology annotation, molecular function: carbohydrate:proton symporter activity. Gene Ontology annotation, biological process: transmembrane transport; carbohydrate transport. Lineage: Eukaryota; Fungi; Ascomycota; Sordariomycetes; Hypocreales; Hypocreaceae.